Camellia sinensis is the source of this 645-nucleotide messenger RNA. Lineage: Eukaryota; Viridiplantae; Streptophyta; Magnoliopsida; Ericales; Theaceae. The record is from RefSeq and is a predicted model, not a curated record.
AUCGGAGCAGACUCUCUCUGGAAUCGGAGCAGACUCGUUCUUCGUCACCAUUGUCAUCACCAACAGCCAUGUCUGGCAUGCAGAAAUAUUUCAAGCUGGGAUUGAUGUCAGCCUCUAUGAGUUUGCCCAUGGAAAUCAUGAUGGAGAUCUUUGCAAGACUACCUGUCCAAACACUCGGGUGUUGCAGGUGUGUUUGCAAGUCAUGGCACUCUUUAGUUGCCGAACCUUUCUUCAUCAACAAGCAUCUUCUUCAUCGUUCAAUCAGUGACAGAGAUAAUAGCAGCAGCAGCCAUGUAAUCCUCCAAUGUGGACAUCGAAAGUCUAGGAGUUUUUUCUACUAUAGCCUAUGCUGCUUGGAAACAUUGGCCAAGACCAAGAGAUAUCAAUUUCCAGACUUGACCAAAUACGGGAAGUAUUUCAGUCGUUUCAGGCUUGUGGGUUCUUCUAAUGGGUUAUUGUGCCUCUUGGAUUUGAACAUAGUCCUUCCGGAUAAAUUCUGUGAUGUAGUUCUAUGGAACCCUUCAAUUGGUAAAUUCAAGAUGCUCCCAACAUCCCAGAUCGAAAGUUGUCCUAUUGAUAAGGCUCUCGGAUUUGGCUUUGUUCCUCAUUAAUGAUUACAAGGUGGUGCGACUUGUAUACGGAUUA